AUGCAGCAGAGAUCAUCAAGUAAGUCAAGUAUUGCUGGAUUUUGUGCAGGAAGUGUUCAUAUUCUAUUAUUUCCUCUAGAAAAGAUUAAGCUCCAUAUGAUUGUUUCAGAUGGCAGAAAUAAAAAUUUUAUUCCUUUCUACAAAAACUCUAUCGAAGUUUUUAAAACGAUUCAUAAUGAAGGCUUGAGGUCACUAUAUCGCGGAUGUCAUUUUCAGCUAUCAAUUAGUAUAGCUUGGGCGGUUUACUUUUACAUCUAUGAGACAAUGAAAAAGUUCCAGCCAGCAUCAUUCAGGACGAACAACCCAGAACUUUACAAGUUUACUGUGGCUGCUGAAAGUGCUUUUAUUUCAAAUUUUAUUAUAAAUCCUCUGAUGGUAAUGAAAACCCGUGCAAUUUUAUUGAGAAAUAGUGAAACUUGGUUUAAGGAUACAAUUGAGGCUGGAAUUAAGACAUGAAAAGUAGAUGGAAUCAGAGGAUUUUGGAGAGGGUAUUUAAUAGGCAACAUUUUAAGCUUGAAUGGAGCUUUGACAAUGUAUCUCUAUGAGUUUUUCAAAGAGAAUCUGCAUACAGAAAGUGAUUUUUGGAGAACUUCGAUGGCAGGAGGGCUAAGCAAGCUCGGAGCAUCAACGAUAUUUUUCCCAGUUACCCUAAUAAAAAUUCGGCUACAGCAAGAACAGUACACAGAAACAAUACUUAAAAAAUCAAAAGAAAUUGGAAAAUUUAAUAAAGCUUAUAUGGUUUAUGAAGGUCUCAAGCACUGCAUUGGUGAAGUCUGGAAAACUCAAGGCUUGCUUGGCUUCUACAGAGGACUAGGAAUUACUCUAAUUAAGAUCGUCCCAACACAGGCUAUAUUUUUUGUUAUCUAUGAAGCUACAUAUAAAAUGUUAACUUAA
Messenger RNA from Blepharisma stoltei, 894 nucleotides. The record is from the annotation of a GenBank genome assembly. Lineage: Eukaryota; Ciliophora; Heterotrichea; Heterotrichida; Blepharismidae.